AUGCAAUGCUCUUCUGCUCGAACAACAGGAAAACCUUCUUCAACAUAUUCAUCUACUAUGCCAACAGCUCUUAUCAUUCUUCUAAUCAUGAUGUCAGUCUUUUUUUUUGGUUUAUGUUUGAGCUGUUGCAUUACUUUAAAGCGAAAACAACGACAACAACGUACACGUGCUUCUACAAGGACUCGGGAUAGGCAGAGAAUAAUAUACCGAUAUCGACAAGAACCAUCACGGGUUGUUCAGUCUGGCUCAAUUUACACUGUCAAUACUGCAUCAUUAUCUCCACCAACUCUUAGUAUAUAUGAAGAACCACCACCAUCAUUUGUACAAAUUUCUAGUCUAUACGAAGAAUCGCCACCAUCAUAUGAAGCUGCAAUUGCUGAUCUUUCAUUCAAAGAUCAAUUGGAAUCAUCACCGUUGCCAUCUGUAACAGCUAUUGUUGAAAUUGAGAGAACGCGACUUUAA
Molecule: messenger RNA, 462 nt
Organism: Rotaria sp. Silwood1
Lineage: Eukaryota; Metazoa; Rotifera; Eurotatoria; Philodinida; Philodinidae
Source: the annotation of a GenBank genome assembly